Molecule: messenger RNA, 3102 nt
Organism: Macrosiphum euphorbiae (potato aphid)
Lineage: Eukaryota; Metazoa; Arthropoda; Insecta; Hemiptera; Aphididae
Source: the annotation of a GenBank genome assembly
AUGAACGUCAAAAAGCAACAGAUGCAAUUGCAGCUGCAGCUGCAGCAACCACAACGGCGGCACGAUCGCACCGGGUUCGAGGCCCUGUUAGACCAACCGGUGCCGGUGUCCGAGACGUCACCGCCCGGCGGGACGUCUCCAUGGUCGACCGGCGUCACCGACACGGCAGGUCGCUACGAUCACCCUCACCACCACCGGGGUUCGGACGUACCCUCCGACUUCACCGGUUCGCCGACCGAAGCCGAUGACGCCACAGUCGCCGCUACCGCCGCUCGUCCCGGACGCCCGCAGGACGAAGCGGUUACUACCCCACCGCCGCCGUCACCUUUGUCACUACCCAGCCCUUACUACGACCGGAAUCCCGUCAUCGGUUUCCCGGUGCAUCAUCACCACCAUCAUCACCACCAUGUCCCCAAGUCGCCGCCACCGAUCACCGCCACCGUACCGCUGGGAAACGUGCAAAACGUCGUGCACGCCACCGGCGAUCAUCAGGACCACAACGAUCUGCACCACACAAACAGUUCAAAAUACUACUACCAGCGGCACAACUACAAGUCGGGUGGUUUGACAGAUGGGCGGGACGAUGACAAGGAAAACAUAAAGCAACGGGACACAGCCGACAGUCUGCAACAGCAGUUGGACGAAGUAUUGCAGGCGUGUGUGGACUACGAAGAGCGGAACAAAAGUCGACAGCAGGCGCAGUCUGAAAGCUCAGGGAACACGUCGCCAGCCAAUGCGGCGCCGUCGACGACCACGCCACCGCAUCAAAACCGGAUCAAAACAAAUGGUUCGCUCCCACGGGAUAGCAAGAAAUCCUCCACAGAAACGUCUUCGCCCACGUCGCCGUUGUCACCGAUGACAUCGCCACUAUCACCAAUGACAUCGCCACUGUCUCCAUCAUCAACCUGGCCAUCCGUGGCUACCCCAUCUCCCCCUACACUGUCACCGUUGUCAUUGCGCGCGGCAGGAGGAGACAAUGACUCGGUAUUUUUGGAAAAUGACAAUGUUCCGUCGUCAUCGGCAACUUGUGGAAGUCCCAGGACCAGAAUAAGAACGCAUGUCCAGUCUUCUACGACGGCCACCGAAGAUUUAUACAACAGUGGCAAGGACCAUCAACUCGGCCAGAGUCAGCUCAACGGGCACGACGGCCCCGACGAAGGUUUCAAAACGUCGCCGACCGCUGCAGAUAACCUCUUGUCGAAAUCGCCCGACCGACCGCUGCAACAAAUGAAACUGCAGUCAUUGCAGUCGCCUUUCCUCCAGUCAUCACCGCCGCCUUCGUGGCAGACGACGACGAUGUGGCUGCGUUCGUCACCGUUUGCGGUGGAUUCCAAAGAAGGUAACACGACGACCACUCCGACGGUUUCGUUCGCUGCUGCCGACAGGGUGGCCGAGGUGGCCGAACAACGUCGGAAGCUGCUGGUCGAAUUGUCCUCGCACAAGUCUCGGCUGGUGGAGUUGCACUUGCGCCGCGAAGAAGUCGACCGGGAGUUGAUCAUCGAGACCGCUUUGCUGCGUGCUGAACUCGAUGUUGCCGAUGAUGAAACCCGUCAGUCGGACAACAUCGUAGACGGUUUGGACCGGGCCGUGGCUGAUUGCCGGCAAAAAAUGGAUGUCUGUACUGUGAAACAGCAGGACCAGAGGAUGGCAGCUGAUUCACAGUUGGCAGGACACCGGCGAACACUCCAAGGGUUACGGAAGCGAUUAGAAUCGAUCGAGGACAACGACGUGCUGAAAACUGAAAUACGUGCUUCCAUUGACAAACAGACGGAACUGUUGGAUGCCGAACAGAAGUUGUACGAAGAUGUAGAAUUCGGAUUGCUUGAAGAGGAGGCCGGAUGGCUGGCUCGCAGAGAAGAGUUGCACAGGGACCGGGCCGCGGCCGUGGCGGUCAGACGGGCUCGACGGGCACGCGCCGAGUGGUUACGCGCUCAGCUCGAUCAGCUCCGAAGCGUGGGCGAUGACCAGCUACGAGCACUGCGGACUGACAUAAACACAGCGACAUUGUCCAUUCAACAGGGUCACAAGAAACUGCAAGAUCUGGACGCCACCGUAGCCGGUACGACGACUGCAACAAACACCAUAUCAGACCAAUACCGACGUCCCCAUCAGUUUCACUACGAAAUGCAACCAGCAGCAGAACAUCAAACACCCAAGUCUUUGGAGUGGUCGUGGGACCAGCAAUUAAAAUCUCCAAUGUCAUCGAGAUCACCGUCGUCGUUGUCGUGGGACAUGCAGCCAUCAAGGUCACCGUGGUUUUCGACAGCCACUCCCGUGACGGAAGACACGACGGCCAAUAAUAUCAAUAGCUUGAUGACUGGUAGCAUGACGACUACGUGCUGUAGCAGUAUAGGCAGCAGUGGUGGCGAGGACGAUGGUUGUACCAGACCGAUAUCGGAUGACUCUAUUUCACGAAUGUCAAUGUCGACUAUCUUCGACGGAGGGGCCACGAUCAAACUACGACCAAAAAACAAAACGUCUCCGUCGGACAUCACAAAAAGGCCGUUGACUAGAUAUCUGCCGAUCCGGUACGACGGCGACGGCUCGACAGAGAACCGGAUGGCGUUCGACUUGCGCGCGCACAUCGAGUCGGCGGGACACCAGCUGGACGACGACAGCGGCGGCGUUGACCGGCACUUCUGGAUCGACAGCACGUCGUGUCGAGGCUACUUGAAAAAGCUGUCUGGUGCCGGCGGAAAGAACGCGCGCCGGGGCGGACGCAAGUGGCUGAAGAGAUGGUUCGUGUUCGACCGGCGGUCGAGGACCCUGUCCUAUUAUCGCCGCCGGUCGGAUGACGGCGUCGACGCCGCUAACCAACGAGCGGGCGCUGCCGCCUCGACUGAGAAGAAAAUCCCACCAAGGGCGUCCAUCCGUUUUCAGGACAUUCAGGAAGUGUACGUCGACCACACAAACAGCACCAAGGGACAGGGUUGCGCAUUCGUGGUAAAGACCGCCCAGCGGACCUUCUACUUGUCGGCGGCGACUGGUCAAGCAGUCCGAGUGUGGGUGGACGUCAUAUUCACUGGCGCCGAAGGGUACCGGGAGUACCUAAAAGAUUCGAUCGCCGAGGACGGGAUCAGAUGCGGAGACGGUCGUCGAUGA